Molecule: messenger RNA, 920 nt
Organism: Canariomyces notabilis
Lineage: Eukaryota; Fungi; Ascomycota; Sordariomycetes; Sordariales; Chaetomiaceae
Product: SET domain-containing protein
Exons: 4
Coding region: 309-716 (135 amino acids)
Molecular function (GO): double-stranded DNA binding; histone methyltransferase activity; protein binding
Source: RefSeq, a predicted model, not a curated record
AUGAGAUUCGACAGAUUCAGGACUAUAUGAUCGAUGAGACUAAAUGGGGUUUGGCCAGAAGAUCUAUUAGAUUGUCCAAUCGGUCCCUGCCCACGUAUCGGACCGGCCCAUUCAGGCCGUAUCUAUCACCGGCAAUACUUGACAUUCUCCGGCCGCCUAGGACCCUUCCACCGCCCGAAUACGCCUGCCUUUACUGCGGACAUCACCCUGCCAGCCCAAAUUGCUCAAUAAACUGCUAUAUGCGAUUUAGGUAUGAGCGGCAGUUUGACCGGAUGCAUAGGCUGAUUGAAAUUCGCCAGACCCAGAAUAUGGGCUUUGGCGUGUUUAUCCGUCCCGGGUGUGUCCUGAAAAAGGGGGAGUGGAUCGGUGAGUAUCUUGGUGAGCUGCUUCCCCCUACAUACCCAGGGGCUGACGACUCCAACUACGCUUUCGAGCUCCCGGGUUUUCCGGCCGAAGGAAUCAGCGGUGUUGUCAUUAACGCUCAGAGGCACGGCAACUGGACACGCUUUGUCAAUUCGCACUGCUCGCCGAAUGUCGUGGCUUACCCAGAGCAGGUGGGCAAGGUAAGAAUAGUUGCCUUCCGCACCGUCAAGAGGAUUGUAGCAGGUCAACAGUUGUUCAUUGCCUAUGGAAGGCAGUAUUUCAGCGGAAGGGGCAUGUUGUGCUCCUGCAAUGCUCAGGCACAACCGCAUCUGCCCCCGGAGGAGUCUGAUUGACGCCGAGGAAAACGAAAGCGCCUGAUGGAAAUUAGGUAGGUAUAGAUCGUCUCAUCCGGAUAUGAAUUUGAUAGAAAGGUUCAGGGAGAGCGUCCGUCUAGCCUUAUCUGAGCCAGGCAAAGAGACCAGAUCUAAGAGGAGACAAGGCAUUUAUUAGCACAUGAUGUAUGUCGAACGAGGAAGGAAACGGGGCUCGGAAACAAG